Lolium perenne is the source of this 2037-nucleotide messenger RNA. Its product is annotated as S-locus-specific glycoprotein S13. The record is from RefSeq and is a predicted model, not a curated record. NCBI's taxonomy places the organism in Eukaryota, Viridiplantae, Streptophyta, Magnoliopsida, Poales, Poaceae. Gene Ontology annotation, biological process: recognition of pollen.
UCUGCCGCACUCUCCAAUCUGAAUGCCUAGUAAUGCUUCUCUUUUUUCUUGCGGCUGCAGCGAUGUUGGAGACUCUGUAGUCAGUCCUCUCAUGCUUGGUCUAAGUGAUUAAGUCAAUGCUGUCUCUAUCCACUAUAAUUACUCUUCCAUUAUUGAUAGCAUCUGCAAUUUCGAUUCCACGUUCACUCCCUGCAGACGAAAGAUGACGAAGACGGCCUUACGGGUCAAGUCUUGCAUUACCAUUUUCAUUCUCCCUGUUUCUUGAUUUCAUUCUGCAAAUCUUUUGUAGCAACAGUUUUUCUUUGCGUGUGUGUACGUAGCACAUAUACUGGCCAAUGGCUGCUAUACACGUUCUACUAAGUCCAUAAUGAUGACUUCAUCCAUUAUAUUAGUCUCGGACCUCUGGACCAUCAGUUUUCCGCUGUCAUCUUGAACCAUAGGUAUCUUAUCUUCUCCUCCAAAGUAAGGUCUAGCUGUGAGUCAUUUCUCUGCAGACCAAUUGUUCCAAACAACCAUGGCACCCACUUUGCUAGUAUAUCCUAGCAGGAAAACAAGGAAAACGGCCUUAAUUCCUGUUUUCCUUUCCAUCUUCCUGUUUUUGAGUUCAUCCUGCAAAUCUGAUGAGCAGCUCACACAUGCAAAGCCACUCACCCAAGGCGACAUACUCAUCUCCAAAGGUGCGGACUUUGCUCUCGGCUUCUUUUCCCCCAGCAGCUCCAACAACAGCUUUUACCUUGGCAUAUGGUACCACAACCUCCCCGGAUCACGCACCGUCGUGUGGUCCGCCAACCGAGACAACCCAAUCACCACCCCUUCAUCUCCGAUGCUCACCAUCACCAAUAGCUCUGACCUGGUGUUGUCAGACUCAGAAGGCCGCAAUAUUUGGAUGACAACAAGCAAUAUCACCGCUGGUUCGGUUGGAGCUGGAGCUUACGCAGUGCUACUCAACUCAGGGAACUUUGUUCUCCGGUCGCCGAAUGGUAGGGACAUAUGGCAGAGCUUUGAUCACCCAACUGACACACUACUUCCAACCAUGAGAUUUUUGGUGAGCUACAAGGCAAAAGUCGUUGGGCGGCUUGUUGCUUGGAAGGGCCAGGAUGACCCGUCCUCUGGAGACUUCUCAUGCAGUGGCGACCCUAGCUCACCGACCCUUCAGCGGUUAAUUUUGCAUGGGACCGUGCCAUAUUGCCGCAGCAACGUCUUGAACGGGGUGUCCGUGUCUGGUGGCACAUACCUAAGCAACACCAGCUCCAUUGUGUAUGAAAUGGCCAUCAACGUCGGGGAUGAAUUCUACUUCAUGUUCACCGUGUCUGACGGCUUACCGGCUACGCGUUUGAUGCUUGACUACACAGGCACAGUGAGGUCCCUAAGCUGGAACUACCAGUUAUUGUCAUGGAAAGUCAUUUCUGAGCGUCCCAAAGCUUCUUGCGACAUCUAUGGCUGGUGUGGUUCGUUCAGCUACUGCGACCUCACUGAUACCAUCCCAACAUGCAAGUGCCUCCAUGGAUUUGAGCCUGACAAUCUUAACUUUUCAAAUUGUCGGAGAACUCAAGAACUGAAAUGCGGCAAGCAAAGUAAGUUUGUGACCUUGCCUGGGCCUGUGCCGGUGCAGAAGCUGACCCAACAAGAUGCUUGAUUUGGAUAGGGGAUCUGAUCGACACGGGGAAGUCCGUUAACUAUGGCGAGAACCUAUACCUUCGCCUUGCAGAGUCUCCUGGAGGGAGUGAUACUACCCACUAUAACUAGCCUUAAUUGGUGGGUGGGAGAGCACUGGUAUAUAGUAUAUUUAGAUGGUGUGAGCUGUGUUUAAAUGGCAACAUUUAAUUACAAGGUAUUGAUAUGCAUAGUCUAUACUCAUUUAAUGUUGUAGAUAGGUCUCUUUUGCAAACAUUUUUUCUCUUUAUAGACCUUACUUAGUGUUGCAGAUUUUUUUUCUUCAAUUUAUUCUGUAGAUAGAUAGAUGUAUGUACAACCAUCAAUUAUUGUUGAUGGCACUUCAUGCUUGCAUUGCAAGGUGUUAGAAAUUUAUUCUCUCAA